UCCCUCCUCCUCCGGCAGCAGCAGCAGCAGCUCUGUACGCGCUUCAAAUUUGGGAGUCGCUCCGAACUUGUCCCGUUUCUUUCGUUGUUUUCCACCAGAUUGUUUGGGUUUUUUUUAAAGCGAUAAACAGGUUUUAAUAUUUUAGAAGUGUCCGCACAGGGGCGGCUCUCCAACGGGAAGAAUUCUUGUGUUUUUUACGCCUUCAGUUCAAGAGCAGCGGGGGAGAAAUGUCCAGCUGAGAACUAGAAAUCUUGAAAUCCACGGGGCCUGUUGUUCUAAUGAUUGAUCAAUGCUGCCACAAUGGCGUCAAAGGCACAGGUUUUAUAUGACUUCACAGCUGAGGCUGGAAACAAUGAGCUGACAGUGAGAGAAGGCGAGACAGUUACCAUCACGAAUCAGGGCAUCGGAGGAGGCUGGAUCGAAGCACAGAACUCCAGAGGGGAGAUCGGACUGGUGCCUGAAGAUUACAUCGAAUUCAGUAAGCAGUUUCCCGUUUCCUUCCACGGAGCAGGGACCACAGCACCUAGUUCAAAUGCAGGAAAUGUUGGAUCAGCGGACCUGUCUUUCUUCGACGCAUAUGCACCUGCAUCAGCACCUGCACAAAACCAGGUGGAUACUGGGGACUUGAGUCCCCAGCCCGACACCCCCGAUACCCCAGUUUCCCCCUUCCUUUCGUCCCCUGAGGAGGCCAGUAACGGUAAUGAUCCCUGGUCGGCGUGGAAUGCAGACCCUUCGGGAGGCUCAAACAACAACAACUGGGCUUCUAACCCGGAGGGCACCCAGACUGGGAAGAGUGCUCCCGACCCCUGGGGCUCGGUGUCACAGGGCCAGUCUCAGGGGUACCAGGGCCCAGGGGCCGAGGAUGAUGAGUGGGAAGAUGAGUGGGAUGACAUGAAGUCCACUGGUGGUUACCCAGAAUCCGAAUCUGGAGAGGGUGGAGCAAUGCAGAGAGGUGGAGCACAUGGGUCCUCAAUGAAAAUAUCCCUAAACAACAGGUUUCCAGGGUUCUCCAAGUCCGGUCCAGAACUCUACCUCCUUUGCAAGCAGCUUGUAAAAGGCAAAGAAAAGCUCUCAAUUUAUGUGGGAGAGGUUGGUCCAGUGUGGUCUUACCCAGAAAGCCAGCUAGACUGCGUUGUAGCUGAUCCCAAGAAAGGCUCCAAAUUGUACGGUCUUAAGAGCUACAUUGAAUACCAAAUAACACCCAAUACCACGAACCGGCCAGUCAAUCACAGAUACAAGCACUUUGAUUGGCUGUACGAGAGGCUCCUGGACAAGUUUGGCUCGGCCAUCCCCAUCCCGUCUCUACCAGACAAACAGGUGACAGGACGUUUCGAGGAAGAGUUUAUUAAGAUGCGUAUGGAGCGGCUGCAGGGCUGGAUGACCAGGAUGUGCAGGCAUCCCAUCGUUUCCAGCAGUGACGUGUUUCAGCUCUUCCUCACAUACAGGGAUGAGAAGGACUGGAAGAUGGGGAAACGAAAAGCAGAAAAAGACGAAACAGUCGGCGUGAUGAUCUUCGCCACGAUAGAGCCCGAAGCUGCAGAUCUGGAUCUUGUAGAAGUGGAACAGAAGUGCGAACAGUUCAGCAGGUUUACCAAAUCCAUGGACGACGGCGUGAAGGAAAUCCUCACAGUGGGAAACGAGCACUGGAAGAGAUGCACGGGACCGCUGCCAAAAGAGUACCAGAGAAUCGGAAAAGCUUUCCAAAACCUCUCCUCUGUCUUCACCAGCAGUGGAUACCAAGGUGAGGCCACUCUGACUGACGCUUUGACAGCAGCGGGGAAGACGUACGAAGAGAUAGCCGGGCUGGUGGCAGAGCAGCCUAGAAAAGACCUGCACUUCCUCAUGGAGACCAACAAUGAAUAUAAAGGCCUUCUUGGAUGUUUCCCAGACACUAUCGGAGUCCAUAAGGCAGCCAUAGACAAGGUGAAGGAGGCUGACAAGCUGGUGGCUACCAACAAAAUUACCCCUCAGGACAAAGUGACCAUGGCGAAACGCGCCAGCACCAUGUCUUACGCAUUGCAAGCGGAGAUGAACCACUUCCAUAGCAACCGUAUCUAUGACUACAACAGGGUCAUGCAGUUGUACUUGGAGGAGCAAGUGAAGUUUUACGAGACGAUUGCUGCAAAGCUGAGACAAGCACACAGUCAGUUCACUACAAUGUGAAGGCAGUCUCGCACUACAAGAUGGGAGGAUAAACCAGAUCAGCAUCUUUUUUUUUUUUCCUUCUUCUUCUUCUUUUGCUUAUGUUGCAUUCUUUACUAUACUUUUAAUUUAAAUUUCGCUUUUUUCACUUUCUGACCUUAUUUCUUAUUCCACUGCCCGUCCCAACAGCCCCAGCUUAUGGUAGUUGUUUCGUCCGUUGCUCUCGCAGGUUCAUGCACACAUAUGUGUGUGAGAGCUGAAAAGGCUGGCCACUAGUGGUUUUCAGGAACAGCAACACGUGAUGCUUGAUUUACAUCCAGCCUUUCCUCUGUCCAAGGUCCACCGCUUGUAACACAGGAAGUUACCAUCCUCGUAGCACUCGGAGCAGCCAGGAUUUGGUUCAUUGCAGGAGUUAAACUGUGGUGCAUCUUUUACAGAUGAUUGUUUUAAAGCAAUACUCUGCAGUUUUUCAGUCUUGCAUGUAAAAAAAAAAAAAUGGUUCCGCAAAUACGGAAGCGCUGUAAUCUGCACGGCAGCGUCGCGAUGCGCUCACACCACAAAACCAAAGCUGUAUUCUGCUUUAUCAUUAGGAGCAGCCAGGGAGUUCAUUUGUAAAAGAAUAAAAGCUUUACUGUCUACGUCUCAGCAAUUAACAGAUUUAUUUGACAGUGUAUUUUUUAUCUUUUUGGCUUCUAUAAACACUAUUAAUGUUCACCGGCUUUGUGAGUAGAAGCAGAGUUUCAUUCCUCCCGAGGUUUUGGUCUUGGAGGAGUAGUCGGAGGCGGAGUGUGUCCACUGCUGGCAGUGCCUUAACACCUCUUCAUGCUGCACUUCCUCAAAAAAGCUAACACAGGAAGCUCCACCUUUUUCCUGGCUGAUCCACAUUCGUUUGCCUCUUUUGAAAAACUAGCAAAACCUUAGAUUUGCCCCCACCACCACCCCCCGCCAUGUCCACAUGCCAUGAAACUGCAGUUUACAUAUCGGGGGACAAAUACAGAGUGAGAGAAUAAGAACCCGGUUUGUUUGUUUCUUCUGAAAGUCGAUAAAUCAAAUCUCUCUCUUGUGCGCACACAAAGAUUUAUUAUUUUUUCUUUGACAUGAAGUUGUAACUACGAGUGUUGACAGUCGUGCAUUAUGACAUAUAUGAAGUUUUCUUUCUUCCUUUUUUUCACUGCCCAGUUUUCAAUCAGCCUCUAAUCUUUUUCACUCUUCGUUUUUUCUUAUCACUUGAUACAUAAAAAUAUAUAUAAUUAUAUAUAUAUAUAUAAAUACAUAUAAAAAAUUAUUCUAUUUGACCUAUUAGGUGCUUCUUGUCAUUAAGAUAAUGUUUUAUGUAUAGAAGUAUUUGCUAUAUGACACCAUUUGAAAGAGAAGCACAGAAAUUUGUUUGAUUUAUUAAACAAUGAUUUGUAUUCA
Messenger RNA from Cololabis saira (Pacific saury), 3558 nucleotides. RefSeq names its product sorting nexin 9b (gene snx9b). The record is from RefSeq and is a predicted model, not a curated record. NCBI's taxonomy places the organism in Eukaryota, Metazoa, Chordata, Actinopteri, Beloniformes, Belonidae. The coding region runs from base 301 to 2163 and encodes 620 amino acids. Gene Ontology annotation, molecular function: phosphatidylinositol binding; protein binding. Gene Ontology annotation, cellular component: cytoplasmic vesicle; plasma membrane. The transcript has 19 exons. Gene Ontology annotation, biological process: endosomal transport; intracellular protein transport; endocytosis.